This is a messenger RNA of Cyprinus carpio (common carp), 1089 nucleotides long. RefSeq names its product glycoprotein hormone beta-5-like. The record is from RefSeq and is a predicted model, not a curated record. Gene Ontology annotation, molecular function: hormone activity. Gene Ontology annotation, biological process: G protein-coupled receptor signaling pathway; regulation of thyroid hormone receptor signaling pathway. Gene Ontology annotation, cellular component: cytoplasm; extracellular region. NCBI's taxonomy places the organism in Eukaryota, Metazoa, Chordata, Actinopteri, Cypriniformes, Cyprinidae.
AAAAAACCUUCUAAACAUUGCUUUAACAGCAGUCACAUAGGCUUUUUAUUCAUGAAAUACAUCAUUGUUAUUCAUAAUUUCUUUCAGAAUGUACCCUGACCACUUCUUAGUGUAUGCUGUGACCUUUCUGCUCCUGUUUCCUGGGUUUUAUUCCACCAUGGCUGUGACGACCUUGCAGAGUUUUCGUGGCUGUGCAGUACGUGAUUUUGCUUUCUUGGCAAAGAAGCCAGGAUGCAGGAGUCUGCGAAUAAACACUGAGGCAUGCUGGGGCCGCUGCCACACCUGGGAGAGGCCAGUUCCAGAGCCACCGUAUAUCCAGAGGCACCACCGUGUCUGUACCUACAGCCGAACACGGCACCUGACAGCACGUUUACCAGGCUGUCGCCCUGGCGUCUCCCCAAUCUAUCAUUACCCUCAGGCCUUACAGUGUGACUGCACCUACUGCUCCACAAACCACACAGAGUGUGAAACCUUUUAAGGGCACACACACAUACACACAACUCAUUCAUACACAUUCUCUUCUUUGCUUAUUAUGUAAAAAAAAUAUUCAUUUAUGUCAAAUAUUGUUAUGCAUUAGAUGUCACAAAACAUAUGUCACAAUAAAACAUACCCAGAAAACAUCAUAUACUCCUUUAUUUCGAACGAUUAGACAGAUUUUGUGCAAACAUCACCUUAUAAAUAUAUAUUACGUGAGAUACAUUCUUUAUGUCAUUAGGUGGCACAGACAUUAGAAAAGUGAUUUAUAUUUGAAUUAGAGAGUAUCUGAUGCUAUUUGCCUUUGUUUUAUAUUGUAUUGCUUUAUGUAGUCAUUUGCUUUCUGACUUUACACCACAUUUGAGAACAUUUCACUCAUGCUGUUUCAAACUGUGUCAUCUUAGAACUUUAGAUACAAGUUAAAAAGAAAAGGAGAUUAUUUUAUUAAACUGAUUUGUUUGAAAUGUUUUUGAAAGAAAAUCUCUUAAGCUCACCAGGGCAGCAGUAAGUAGAAACAGUAAUAUUGUAAAAUAUUACAAUUUUAAAUCAAAAUUUUAAAUAUAUUUUAAAAUGUCAUUUAUUUCUGUGACGACAAAACUGAAUUUUCAGCAGACU